AUGGCUUCCACAUACUCUCUACCAUCUGACUACACAGAGGAUAAUCCAUUUACCAAGAAAGAAAUGUCGCUGUUCGUUGUGAUUUAUACAUUUUGUGUAAUUUUGCUAAUUAUCAUGUAUGAGCACUUAAUGCCGGUCAUUAACAAUCCAACAUAUCCCCAUUACAAUAAAGUACCAUCGUUUGAGUUUGUCAGUGGAGCGCAAACGACGACGCCUGGAUUUUAA
Messenger RNA from Caenorhabditis briggsae, 225 nucleotides. The transcript has a single exon. The coding region runs from base 1 to 225 and encodes 74 amino acids. Lineage: Eukaryota; Metazoa; Nematoda; Chromadorea; Rhabditida; Rhabditidae. The record is from RefSeq and is a predicted model, not a curated record.